Pyricularia pennisetigena is the source of this 780-nucleotide messenger RNA. RefSeq lists its product as uncharacterized. Gene Ontology annotation, cellular component: nucleus. The transcript is spliced from 2 exons. Lineage: Eukaryota; Fungi; Ascomycota; Sordariomycetes; Magnaporthales; Pyriculariaceae. The record is from RefSeq and is a predicted model, not a curated record. Bases 1 to 780 code for a protein of 259 amino acids.
AUGUCCCGGUUCGUCUCGGCCGGGGCGAUCGACGCCGCGACGGGCGAGGUGGUGAGCGCCGACGACCAGCAUCAGCAACAAGGCGGGGAGGCGGGCAGCAGUCGGAAGCAGGAGUGGUCUGCCGUCAGUCGGGAGCUGGACGAGCAGCGGAAGCGGAGGGAGGAGGAGGCUAGGAGGAUCGCCGAGGAGGGUGCAGAGCCGAGUCUUUUUGCUAUCUUGCAGGCGAACAAGGCGGCGAAACAGGCUGCGUUUGAGGAGGCGAACAAGAUCAAGAACCAGUUCCGCGCGCUGGACGAGGACGAGAUUGAGUUCUUGGACGAGGUCGCGGCGUCCAAGCGGGCCGAGGAGGAGCGCACGAGGAAGGAGGUCGAGGAGGGCCUGGACAGGUUCAGGGAGCUACAGCAGCUCAAGAGCAAAGACGGUGGCGGCGACGGCGGCGCUGAGGAGGACGGUGGUGACGGGGACAAAGAAGACUGGAGCUUUGGCACCGGGGCGGGCGCGAGGAAGCGGAGGAGGAAGGACGACGGCGGCGGGCUGAGAGGUCUGAAGGGUGUCGUCAGGCGCAAGACGGAGCAGGGUGCGGAGAAGAAGGAUCCCGGGGCCGGUGACGUCGCGUCGGAGAAGGUGGAGAGUGUUGAUGGUCCGGCAAAGAGUGGAGAGAAGCCGGCUGCUGGUGAUAAGACGGUUCCUCCGGUUCAGGCUGAGACUCCUGUCACAAAUUCACAACCAAAACCAAACUUGGGCUUGGUGGCUUACGGUUCAGAUGACGAUUCGGAUUAG